AUGGAAGAAGACGUUAAUUCAGUAAAAGAAAAUAAUUAUCAAAACUGUAGAAAAAAAGAAAAACCUGGUAUAAGAAAUCUUUUUAGUAACGCUUGGCGUAGAAUAAAGAUAUUAAGUGGUGGAAACAAUCUAGGAGAAUCUGAUACUGAUGAAAAUCAUCUACACAAUUCGGAAUACGAGGAAGAGCAAACACCGAGAUACAGGCCAGAUUCUUUGGCAAGCCUUUGCCGAGCGACCAGAUUCACGGAGGCCGAGCUGAAGAGAAUAUAUCGUGGCUUCAAGGCUGAAUGUCCUACGGGAGUCGUCAGAGAAGAUACUUUCAAGUGCAUCUAUUCGCAGUUUUUUCCUCAAGGAGCCAAUACAAGCCAGUAUGCACAUUACGUUUUUAAUACUUUGGACCAGGAUCACAGCGGGCUUCUCAGCUUUGAGGAUUUUGUUACAGGUUUGAGUAUAUUGUCCCGUGGUUCGAUAGAUGAAAAACUUCGUUGGACAUUUUCACUUUACGAUAUCAACGGGGAUGGCUGCAUUACAAGGGAGGAAAUGACAGAUAUUGUAACUGCCGUGUAUGAGCUGAUGGGAAAGUUUUCUGAUCCUAAUUUGGAUCAUGAAGGUGUACGCCAAAAAGUGGACCGUAUGUUUCAGAAAAUGGAUGGCAAUAGGGACGGUGUAGUGACGUUAUCCGAGUUCUUAGAGGCUUGUCGAGCAGAUCCGGACAUCUCGACCAGUAUGGCAGCUCUGGACACUGCCUUCUGACACUCACAGCGUCCGCGAUACACACCAUGGACCUGAAGGGAUCACUCGAUUAAGAAAUAAAUCGCUCAAUGUUGUACCUUAACUCCCUGGACCAGAGGAAAGAGAUUUCUCAAGGUGUGUCCCGUCGUCUUGAAACGACUGAUAUGCAAUUUCUCAAAAUCGAUUGUUUCGAGAGACGACAUUGCGUCACUUUGCGCAUACUAGUUCAAAAAUGUACUCAGUAAAAUCUCUAGAUAUGCAAGAAGAAAGAGUUGUUAUUGAGAAAAAUAGGGAAAGAAGAGCAUAAAUAAAUGGAGUAUUAAAGCUUGAAUUUUAUGACUUGAAUAUAACAAAUAUAAUUGUUUUGUGAUAGGAGUAAAAACUAAGCGAAUAUUUGAUCGGCGUGCUGUUUGACAGGUAGAAUGUUUGUACGAUUAAAUAUCAGAGUCCGCAAAUAUAUAAGAAAAUAAAUAAAAUAGAGAUUGAAGUGUCGAAGUAAUGAGCAAAUUGUAACGAUAUUAAAAUAACUAUGGUAUUUUGCUUGAAACUUGUUUAGAAAAUGAUGAAAUUGUAUACAAAUAGCACGAUAACUUUUACAAAAAGAAUGUAUGUAAUGAGCCUUCCCAAUAGCUCUCAAGUGUCGGCAAAGUGGUGUGUAACAAUUUCAUAAAGCUUUAGUCAGUAUAAGGGAUUAGCGAAUAAAUGAGAAAAGCGGUUCUUUGUAUUGUGUGAACAUUGCAUCGUAAAUCGUAAACGCGCAAAAUGUCAGAAUUUAUUUUAAAGAUUUAUGCACACCGUUACUCGCACUUUUAUCUUUCCGAUAUUUAUUUUUAUUACGGAAAGUUUUAAUUCAGAUUGCUAUCAUUGAUCUUUAUGUACAUUACU
Molecule: messenger RNA, 1617 nt
Organism: Camponotus floridanus (Florida carpenter ant)
Lineage: Eukaryota; Metazoa; Arthropoda; Insecta; Hymenoptera; Formicidae
Product: Kv channel-interacting protein 1
Exons: 6
Coding region: 1-753 (250 amino acids)
Molecular function (GO): calcium ion binding
Source: RefSeq, a predicted model, not a curated record